This is a messenger RNA of Kogia breviceps (pygmy sperm whale), 1516 nucleotides long. It is a transcript of the gene CLDN2, whose product is annotated as claudin 2. The record is from RefSeq and is a predicted model, not a curated record. Lineage: Eukaryota; Metazoa; Chordata; Mammalia; Artiodactyla; Physeteridae. Gene Ontology annotation, biological process: bicellular tight junction assembly; calcium-independent cell-cell adhesion. Gene Ontology annotation, cellular component: bicellular tight junction; plasma membrane. Gene Ontology annotation, molecular function: structural molecule activity.
GAGACUGCUCGUGGCCACCCACAGGCACUUGUAAGGAGGAGAGAAGUCGGCCUGGCACAGACACUCUGAAAUGAGGGAUUAGAGGCUGGGAUCUAAGGAGCAAGAGCUACAGCCAGAAGACGAGGGAGCAGGCCCUGAAGACGCAUCUACUGAGAGGUCUGCCAUGGCCUCUCUCGGCCUCCAACUUGUGGGCUACAUCCUGGGCCUGCUGGGGCUGUUGGGCACCCUGGUUGCCAUGCUACUCCCCAGCUGGCGAACAAGCUCUUAUGUUGGUGCCAGCAUCGUGACCGCAGUCGGCUUCUCCAAGGGCCUCUGGAUGGAGUGUGCCACACACAGCACAGGCAUCACCCAGUGUGACAUCUACAGCACCAUGCUGGGCCUGCCUGCUGACAUCCAGGCUGCCCAGGCCAUGAUGGUGACAUCCAGUGCAAUCUCCUCCUUGGCCUGCAUCGUCUCUGUGGUGGGCAUGAGAUGCACAGUCUUCUGCCAAGAGUCCCGAGCCAAAGACAGAGUGGCGGUGGUGGGCGGAGUCUUCUUCAUCCUUGGAGGCCUCCUGGGCUUCAUCCCUGUUGCCUGGAAUCUUCACGGGAUCUUGCGGGACUUCUACUCCCCACUGGUGCCUGACAGCAUGAAAUUUGAGAUUGGAGAGGCUCUUUACUUGGGCAUUAUUUCCUCCCUGUUCUCCCUGGUAGCUGGAAUCAUCCUCUGCUUUACCUGCUCGCCUCAGGGAAAUCGGUCCAACUACUACGAUGCCUACCAGGCCCAGCCCCUGGCCACUAGGAGCUCUCCAAGGCCUGGUCAACCACCCAAAGGCAAGAGUGAGUUUAACUCCUACAGCCUGACAGGGUAUGUGUGAAGGACCAGGGGCCAAAGAUCGGGGGUGGCUGGGUCUGUGAAAAACAGUAGACAGCCUCCCCCAGGGCCACAGGUGAGGGACGUUGCCACUGGAUCAUGUCAGAAGGCGCUGCUGAGGAUAGACUGACUUUGGCCACUGGAUCGAGCAAAGGCAGGAAUGGGAGCUGGUGUGACAGCGUGCAGGCUGAACUGUCAAGAUGCUUGUCAAGCCAGACUUUCUGUUUCCUUCAUCCUGGCUCCCCAUCUCCCACCCUGAGUCCCCAACCCUCAACUCUACUCCCCUUCCCCCGAGGCCAGGCCCCAGAGCCUCCCCUUUACCUUCUGCUUUACCUGGUAAUCCAUCCCCAAACCCACUAAUCACAUGCCACUGACUGACCCUGUCUGUGAUCAAAGACCCUUCCUCUUGCUGAGGUUGGCUCUUAGCUCAUUGCUGGGGUAUGGGGGUGGGUGGGAAGAAGUGGCGGCUUCCGUGGGCAUGGCACUAACCUCCUUCUCAAGCAUCCCUGCAAAGAAACUGAUUGGCCAGUAAUGGGCCCUGGAGCCCAUCCACCCCACUCUUGCUAUGACUCCACAGUGUCUAGACUGGUUUGUGUAUGAACUGAAAUAAAGCCAUCCCACAGUACGGAGGGAACAGAGAGCAGCUGGGUGUAGAAUGAGAGGG